This is a messenger RNA of Plectropomus leopardus (leopard coralgrouper), 2416 nucleotides long. RefSeq names its product atlastin GTPase 1 (gene atl1). The record is from RefSeq and is a predicted model, not a curated record. NCBI's taxonomy places the organism in Eukaryota, Metazoa, Chordata, Actinopteri, Perciformes, Serranidae. Gene Ontology annotation, molecular function: GTPase activity; GTP binding.
AGCUCCAUCAUCCUCCUGCGAUGCGAGCAUCGUUUUGGUGGAGAUAGGGCAUCCUCCCAACCCUUCGACACCAAUGACUACCGACUAGGGUCGCACAUUAACGGAUAAACAGAGGGGAAAUCAGGACAGCAUUAUGGCGAAACACCGCAAAGACAGAGACAGCUGGGGGUCCCUUAGUGAUAAAAAUGUCUAUGACUGGAGCUCAGAGGAGGAGGAGCCGGACGGACGAGCCCGGCCUGUGCAAGUACUGCUGGUCAAAGAUGACCACACCUUCGAGCUGGACGAGGCUGCGCUGAGUCGCAUCCUGCUGGCCGAGGAGGUCAGAGACCGAGAGGUGGUGGCCAUCUCUGUGGCCGGAGCUUUCCGGAAGGGCAAGUCCUUCCUCAUGGACUUCAUGCUGCGUUACAUGUACAACCACGCAUCUGAAGGCUGGCUCGGAGAUGCAGACGAGCCUCUGACCGGCUUCUCCUGGAGGGGGGGCUCAGAGAGGGAGACCACCGGGAUCCAGAUCUGGAGCGAGGUCUUCCUGGUGGACAAGCCCGACGGAAGAAAGGUGGCUGUGCUGCUAAUGGACACACAGGGCACGUUUGACAGCCAGUCGACUCUGAGGGACUCAGCCACAGUGUUUGCACUGAGCACCAUGAUAAGCUCCAUGCAGGUUUACAACAUCUCGCAGAACGUACAAGAGGACGACCUUCAGCACUUGCAGCUUUUCACUGAGUACGGCAGACUAGCUAUGGAGGAGACUUUCCUCAAACCGUUCCAGUCAAUGAUCUUCCUGGUUCGAGACUGGAGCUUUCCCUACGAGUUUCCUUACGGACAGGAGGGAGGCAUGAAGUUCCUCGAGAAGAGACUGAAGAUCUCAGAGAACCAGCACGAGGAGCUGCAGAACGUGCGUAAACACAUCCACUCCUGCUUCACCAACAUCUCCUGUUUCCUGAUGCCUCAUCCCGGCCUCAAGGUCGCCACCAACCCAAACUUCGAUGGAAGAAUUAUGGAGAUCGACGGCGAGUUCAUAAACAACCUGAGGAUUUUGGUCCCGUGGCUUCUCAGCCCUCGUAACAUCGACGUGAAGGAGAUCAACGGCAGCAAAAUCACCUGCAGAGGCCUGCUGGAGUAUUUCAAGGCAUACAUCAAAAUUUACCAAGGUGAGGAGCUGCCACAUCCAAAAUCUAUGCUGCAGGCAACAGCAGAGGCGAAUAAUUUGGCAGCAGUCGCAGCCGCAAAGGAUCUGUACAACAAGAAAAUGGAAGAGGUCUGUGGGGGUGACCGGCCCUUCCUGGCCCCCAGCGAGCUGCAGACCCGACACAGCGCCAUCAGAGAAGAGGCCCUGCAGGUGUUUCGGGGUGUGAAGAAGAUGGGAGGCGAGGAGUUCAGCAGGCGCUACCUGCAGCAGCUGGAGGGAGAGAUUGACGAGGUGUUUGUCCAGUACAUCAAGCACAAUGACUCCAAGAACAUUUUCCACGCAGCCCGGACGCCGGCCACCCUGUUCGUGGUCAUCUUUGUCAUGUACGUGGCUGCGGGCAUCACAGGCUUUGUGGGCGUGGACAUCAUUGCCAGCUUGUGUAACAUGAUCCUGGGCCUGGCUCUGAUCACUCUCUGCACCUGGGCCUACAUCCGGUACUCCGGGGAAUACCGAGAACUCGGCGCCGUCAUCGACCAGGUGGCUGGUGCACUGUGGGACCAGGGGAGCACAAAUGAGGCUCUCUACAAGCUGUACAAUGUAGCGGCCAAUCACAGGCACCUGUACCACCACGCCUUCCCCGGCGGGCCUCAGGUGGAGGAGGUCGCAGAGGAGCAGGACAAGAAGAGAGACUGAUUAGAUAAGACAGAGGACAGCAGGGACUUCCUGGUGAUGGACAGGAGGAGGAGGGACAUCCUCACCCAUCAGGCACUCUUUUAUUCUGGUGUUGAGUGGCGCUGCCCACCGAUACAUCCACUACUUUAAACCUAAUAACGCACUGUUUAAUGUUCAUGUAUAGGCAGAGCGUCCUCUCAGCGGGUGCCUGUUUUCAAGCGAUGGAUGCCAUUUAUCAUCGUCUCACUUUUCGUCUGUGAUAAAACAUCACCUGUACAGAUACUGAAGUUCUCCCAGAGGAGACCUCGGCAACCUCCAGUCAGCUGUUGAUUUCACAUCAGGGGCCAAAUGCAUAAACAAUGUGUACGCACACACAAAAACCCACGCUACUGCUUUUCCCUCAUAUACACUGGUGUUUAUAAAGAAGAAAUGUACGGUGAGAAGGUGCACACCUCAUGCAUUCGUACACAUGGUUUAAGCGGAGAUAGCUGCAGGUGAAAUGAUAAGAGCAAAAUUUAAUGUAAGUUGAGAGACGGAAAACAACAUUUAAAGGAUGUUUGCCGAUUUCUCUAAUCGUGUUACAAUCUUUGCUCUGUGUUCUGAAAAAUGUCAAUCAAA